Molecule: messenger RNA, 792 nt
Organism: Cyphellophora attinorum
Lineage: Eukaryota; Fungi; Ascomycota; Eurotiomycetes; Chaetothyriales; Cyphellophoraceae
Product: FYVE-type zinc finger-containing protein C9B6.03
Exons: 1
Coding region: 1-792 (263 amino acids)
Molecular function (GO): metal ion binding
Source: RefSeq, a predicted model, not a curated record
AUGGCCUCGAACUAUCCGUCCCACGCAUACACAAUACCACAAGAUAAUCAUCCGUCGAAAUAUGGCUAUCCACAACAGCCAUCGCCGGCAAACUCGACGUCGCCUGUCUCACCACGGAUGAGUGAAUAUAUGCCGCAAGCACCCAAUCCGCGCAAGCAGUUGAGACCCUUGAAGAGUCCGUUAUAUGUGCCCGUUGCGCUGAGACCGACGGAGCAUUUUGCAACACCGAUAACACCUCCCAAGAGUCAACAUGGGUCACUGGACAGCCUGCCUGAGGCUGAGGUUGAUGCCACUUUGCGUGCGGCGCAGAUGAAGCUGGACAUGGAAGUGAUGGAACACCAGUGGGCGAAUGAUGAGGAGCUGGGCGAAGUGACGGGACCACCAACACGCGACCACUGGAGACCAGACGAGGCAUCAUCGACAUGCGACUCUGCUCAGUGCCGUGCAAAUUUCAACCUGUUUGUCCGCAAACACCACUGCCGGCACUGUGGCCACAUCUUUUGUUCGUCGCAUAUACCGCAUACCAUCCCACUGGAUCAGGAGGCUAGGUUUCAUCCGGACGGCGAAGACUCCAAGGCUUGCGAUACUUGCUAUCGCCAGUACCAACGUUGGGACACAGCAAGGUCAUUGAGACGCAAGAACAGUGCCGAGGCUCAGGAUGAGGACAGCCCACCGACACCCUUGGCUGGACCAGGGAGUCAUCGACGCAUGAUCUCUGGCGGGAGUCGCGACCAGCGACCACAACAGCCUGUCAACUCUGUGCCCAGAGAUUGGGCAUGGAGCACCUUCUGA